Capsaspora owczarzaki ATCC 30864 is the source of this 4958-nucleotide messenger RNA. RefSeq lists its product as hypothetical. The transcript is spliced from 7 exons. The record is from RefSeq and is a predicted model, not a curated record. Bases 28 to 4722 code for a protein of 1564 amino acids. NCBI's taxonomy places the organism in Eukaryota, Filasterea, Ministeriida, Capsasporidae.
UUUGUUUCCCUUCUCAUCGUUUCACUCAUGGCGACAAAGCAGGGCUUCCUGACCAAGGAAGGCAGCUUUCUCCGCAACUGGAAGCGUCGCUGGUUUACGCUUGCCGGCGCGUAUCUCUUAUACUUUGAGUCUGAGCAAUCCAGCAGACCGCUGGGAUCCAUUGCGCUCGUCGAUGUCAUGGCUAUCACCACCGCAGCGUCUGAGCGGCCCGAUCACCAAAACUGUCUGCUCCUCCGCACCGCCGAGCGGUCCUUCUACGCCUAUGCCGACACCUACGACGAAAUGGAGAGCUGGAUUCUCGCCAUCGGCCGCGCUGUGGCUCACACUGUUGCUCUGAGGCAGGGUGGCACGGAUAAUGAUGAUGAUGCUGCUGCUGCUGCGGCGGCUGCGGAUGAUGACGAUGAUGAUGGCUGUGAUCACGAUGAUGCUGAUGAUGACGCUCGUGGCUCGCCAACUCCGACAGCGCCGCGUCCCAAGCCAAGCAGCCGCGCGCUGCCGCUGUCUGCCUCGUCGCGCUCAUCGUCACCGCGAGAGUCCGCUGCCCUUGGUGGCUCGGGGUCGUCGGGAGCGCUGGCUGGACUGGGUGAGGCGGCCAAUUCCGCUCCAGUCGCGAAGGUGAACUCGGCCGCGAGCUUCUUCCGCGAGUUCCAGGGCGCCUCUGCUGCAGGCAAGCGCGACAGGAGCAUGUUUGAUCUGGGCGUGCGGAUUGCGGGGCUGCCGGACGAGGACCGCGAGCUGCAGGCGUCUGUGCUGGAAGACCCCGCUUCGUCCAUUGCUGCAUUGGCGCCAAGAGGCAGCGCAUUCAACGAGGACAGCUCAGACUCGGACGAGUUCGCAGAGUACGACUCGGACAGCGACCAAGACGCUAGCACCAAGUCGGGCGGCAGUUCCGGCCAAAGUUCUGCUCUCAACUCGGCGCACAAUUCUUCGGGUCAGAUUCCAUUCACCUUGGGCGAUGGUGUUCGGCUGCAACGGGGUCGAUUGAAUGCCCCAAGCGAUGAUGACAAUGAAGACGACGAUGACGACAGCGAGACGAGACAGUCACGGCGACAACAGCGACGAUUGGCGCGUCAGAAGGCCAACCGCGACCUCUACGUUCAGUGCUUGUUUGCCAUCCGCCACCGCGUCGGCGCGGUGAAUGACCCAGAGUGCGUCACUGCCAAGCUGUUCGACUAUUGCCAGCGCGUGUUUGGCUAUGACGCUGCGACACAUCGCAGUGCCAUGGAGGAAGCAGCGCAGCUCACGCUCGACUCGCCCGCAACAAGCAAAAAGUCGCAUCAUCAUCAUCGCCACAGCCAUUCGUCGAUAGCUACUCCACUCACUGUGCUCCGCGUCAGCAUCAUCCAAGCGCGCGGCCUCUUCCCAAAGGACAAGACUGGCAAGUCCGACCCCUUUUGCGUGCUCGGACUCUGCGACUCGGAGGAUGCCGCCAAACCGCACAAGCCGCGCUACUCGACCUCCGUCAAGGGCCAGACGCUCGAUCCCGUCUGGAAUGAAGAGUUUGUCCUCGAGCUCAAGUCAGCCGAACACCAGGUCUUUGCGCUGGACAUGUGGGACCAAGACGAAAAAUCCGCGCUCUCCCGCCUGACCAAGCAGAAGCACGACUUUAUGGGCCGCAUCCGCAUUCCCAUCAAGGACAUUAGCGCAGGUGGUUCGGACGCGUGGUACACGCUCAAUCAGCGGAGCAAACGGUCCAACAUUUCUGGCGACAUUCGCAUCCGUUUCAACUUUGAAAUCCCUGGAGCUGGCGGCAACAGCAGCGGCAGCAACUCAGGUAGCUCUACUCCUGGUACAGGCGAUACAUCAUCGCCCCUCCCGCUCAACAUUUCCGCAUUCCGCGGGACGGCAGCGGCACGCUCAGACAGCCUCUCUCCGCGCACGUCCGUCACUCAGCUGAGCGCAAACAACAUUCGAAGACUCCUGGUCUUGACACGCAAGUUUAUGCAAUUUGAAGCGCGACCGUAUCUGGCCAAGUCCGUCGCAGAGCUGGACAACGGGCGCGAUCGCUGGUCUGCCGUACUGUCAUUGCAAGCGUCGUGUGUGUUGAAUCAAGUCGCGCUCCAGUCGGGCAUCGUUUCUACCUACGAUCGCCUCUGCGUGGAGCUUGUGAGCUACAGCAGAAUGUUCAUGCAGUACUGUCUCGACUUUCGUCCCGUCCUCGGCGUGUUGUCGCGCAUUGAGGAGCUGUUGGAGCAGACCGCGCCCAACGCCCUGGUCGCGUCCGAGAACGCCACUGCUCUCAACUCUCAGCGCAACCUGCGCCCACCACUACAGGCGUCUGCGACGACUCCACAAACGUCCGUGUUCUCCUUGUCUGGCGAGCACACUGCAAUGGCAGCCAGGGCCGUCAAGCGCAUCGUGUCACGGCUCAUCGCCACCCUCCUUCGCCUCCGCGACGUGUUUCCGUUUGAUUUGGAAGAAUCUGGUGGCUCUGGGUCGCAGGGGACGUCGUCGUCUCUCACGUCUUCGACAAACUCCUUGCCUGCGUCGCCGCAGCACUCGUUUACGGUGGCCCAGCGGCUGCAAGCCACCUUGCAAAUCCUGCAGACCAUCUACCGACUCCCUCUCUGGCUCGAGUACCACAGCACCAGUUCGUUCGAACAGGUGCUGCCCGAUUUGUUGCAGCGCCACUUGGGCGUCAUGUACAGGCGAUUGUCCGCCAUGGCUGGAGCCAUGGAGCGUGGAACCAAGGACGAGUGUGCCAAGCUGGCCAUCAUCGCCGGUGCCGUUUCGAGCGAGCUGCAGUAUGCCUCGACUCAUUACCAGCGCAUCUUUGCCCCGUUCGGAUGCAACUUGCUCCUUCUCUUUGCCCAGCACUACUGCUCUCUCUUGAAUUCCGACUUGACCGCGGUCAUGCGGGUCGUCGCCGAUGAUGCCAAACCGAGCGAGCUGGUUGCCCGCCCCCAGGUGUUUGAGCUGUACUUUGUUUUGAAACGGCUGCGUGACGCCCUCUCCCGCAAGUUCUCACAGAGCGAACGCUCCACCAUCAGCUUGAUUUACAGCUUUCACACGCACUUCCGUGCCAGCCUGCUGCGCUGGAUUGAACUCACCUCGAACAAAGCCGAGGUCUGGAUUCUCAAUGUCAUCUCGCAGGACAACACCGAGACGGUCGGCCAUGCCCUGUACUCGUCCUCCGUCAUUGACAUGUUCACCUUGUUUGACCAAAUCUUUGGGUUUUUGCGCUCGCUCGAGUGGCCGGAUCCCGCGGAGGAGUCUGUGGUGCUGCCGCUCCUCGUCGACAUUGUCUUUAAAGGAGUCAAGAUGUACUGCAGCGAGGUGCGCCGGAAUCUCGAUCGGCGCACCAACUAUUCUCCCGGUGGCGAGCGGCUGACCAAUUCUCCCUCUGCGGGCGAAGCUGCUGAUCGACGCUCCUCCCUGUGGUUUUUCAGCGGCAGUUCGAGCUCAGAUCGCACAACCUCGUUUGACGUCUCUCGGCAACUGUGCAUCCUUCUCAACAACAUUGAGCAUGCCGACACCCGAUUGAAGGACUUGUUCUUGUCGCUCGAGACGUCGGGUGUGGUCGACACUGCGGCCAGUGCGUUGCGGAGCAGCCACGACUCGCUUCUGUCGACUCUCUUUGCAGACAUUUCCGAUCAUUUGCGCGAAGUCUUGUCCGAUUUGAUUGGCAUUAUUACGCGCAAAAUGACACCCGAGAUUGCGAGCUACUUGGGCCUCAUCACCGGCACAGCCCAGUCAACGCAAGUGAAAACUCUCUGGAUUGUCCGCGCCUUCAGCUCGUUGGCACGGUCGCCUGUCGAUGCCGACGCGGCCGUCCCCAUGACCAAAAACGAAGUCCGCGACGCUCUGCAGCCCUUGCUCCAGUAUCUGUCGACAAACCUCGAGACGUUCGCGGAAGCGCUCUAUCCCAUGCUCUUCCAGCGCGUCCUCUUUGAGAUUUGGACGAUCGUAGUGGAGUCCAUCUCUGCAAUGGCAAUGCCAGGCAUGGAGGAAAAGCUGUGCGGGUCGAUCAAAAGCGUCACGUCGCUCAGUGCCCGCCAGAGCUCGGCAUUUGCGCUGUCGCUGGACGAGAUCCACUCGUUCUUUUACGCCAACAAGGACGGAAUUCCGCUCAACAGACUCGACUCGGAUGCAUACCGAUCACUCAAGUCGGUUCUCGAGUGGUACAACCUGCCCACGUCCAGUUUGAUUCGGCAGUUUGUCGAGUGCGAAGCGCGUGCUUCUCAGAAUGCGCUCGUCCAGGGCAAAGGCGAUCUGCAGCUCGAUCUGUCUUUGGUGCUCAAGGGCGCCGGUGCCAUUUUGUCUGUGACGGUGAUUGAUGCCAGUGGAUUAGUUAGCAAAGACCCCACCAGUCUCCCAAAUCCUGUCGUUGAGCUUGAUGUGGUGCCGCGACAAAUGAGCCAACAGGUACUGCACCAUUGCAAGGUGAUGCGCACCAAGACGAAACGACGGACCAGGUCUCCAGUGUUUGACGAAACGUUCACCUUUAACAUUGAAAAGUGGGACCCGAUGCUGGUCCUGCAAGUGUCCGUGUUUGAGUCGGAUUUGAUUUGCGGCGAUGAAUUUAUCGGCGAUGUUGCCAUUCAGCUGUCUGAGUUGCCAGAUGGGCCGUCAGUGCGUACCACGCGCAAAAUCACAGCCGCAGACUGCGACGAGCUGGAGCAGAUUGCGCUUAUUCUCUCUGGACGGAGUGUGCAAGAUACCGAGCACGAGAGUUCAUCAGUCGUCGGUCGUCUGCCAGCAACGAACUGGUCUGCUUGCUGAAAUGGAACAUCCAGUUGCUGGAUCCUCGCAGCAAUCCUCUCGUCAAAUUUGCCAUAGCAGCGCACCGCGCUCGCAUUUCCAAGCUGACGACUGUUUCGAAGUGAUUGCGUGUUUGGAUUCAUUUUGUCCGAGCAUGCGCGUGGGUUGUUUCUCGAGGAUAGAGAUCAAAUGUGAUUGUUCAAUUUUUUUUUCCGUUUUGUGAACGCUUCAACAUUGCACCAAAACGAUUCAACCCA